Molecule: messenger RNA, 2157 nt
Organism: Epinephelus moara (kelp grouper)
Lineage: Eukaryota; Metazoa; Chordata; Actinopteri; Perciformes; Serranidae
Gene: traf3
Product: TNF receptor-associated factor 3
Exons: 14
Coding region: 287-2053 (588 amino acids)
Biological process (GO): Toll signaling pathway; regulation of defense response to virus; regulation of canonical NF-kappaB signal transduction
Cellular component (GO): plasma membrane signaling receptor complex
Molecular function (GO): tumor necrosis factor receptor binding; zinc ion binding
Source: RefSeq, a predicted model, not a curated record
CCUGGGCGGAAGCAGUAGAGGGGGUUUCCAGUGUGAUCAGCCCAGUCCUCCCCGUUGGAUCUCUGAACUGGAUCCCAGUGACUUCUCUCGCUCGCGCACCCAGGACCGACAGAACCCGGAGAGUCCGCAGAACCCUGAACCCGAACCCGGACCAUGAGGAGUCCGCCUGAGGCCCGGAGGCUCAGAGGCAGCGGCAGCGGCAGGUUGACGGUUUGAAUCCCGGACAGAGACCGCCGAGCCUCGGAGCUGCUGAGCUGAGCUGUGGCCUGCGGAGGAGAUUCAUGUCAUGUCAGCGGGGAGGAGUGCUGACGGGAGGGAGGUGCAGAUUCCCCUCCAGCAGGUGGCGCCCUCCCUGACCACGCCCCUAUCUGUGGUCCCGCCCAUCCCUCAGCCCUCUCACCGCCAAGCCAAUCCCUGGCCUCCCAGCGACCCCACUGCUUCACAAGGUGUCCCUGCAGGUUUCCUGCCUCUUCACGGAGGAUUCAGAGAUCACUUUGUAGAAACUCCAGAAGCCAAAUACUGCUGCGAGGCCUGCAGGCUGGUCCUGUGUCAGCCCCGCCAGACUGAGUGUGGACACCGCUUCUGUCAGAGCUGCAUCAAGGACAUCCUCAGUCACCCAAACCCGGUAUGUCCAGCUGACAUGGAGCCUUUGUUCAAAGACAAGAUCUUCCGAGACGUUUGCUGCCAUCGGGAGAUCAUGGCACUAAAGGUUUACUGUCGUAGUGAAGCUAACGGCUGUCAGGAGCAGAUGAGUCUGCAGCAGAUACCUGACCACCUGAAUGUGUGUCCGUUCUACGAGGUUCCCUGUCCGUUGGGGAAAUGUAAAGAGCGAAUGAUGAGGAAAGAGAUUCCCGACCACCUGAGCUGGAAAUGUAAACACAGAGAGACCAGCUGCGAGUUCUGCAUGACCAAGAUGCCUCUGACUGACCUGCAGAAACACAAAGAGACGGUGUGUCCAGCGUUCCCAGUGUCGUGUCCGAACCACUGCACCUUCUCGUCCCUUCCCCGCAGUGAGCUGUCCAGUCACCAACAUGACUGUCCCAAAGCUCAGGUGAGCUGUCAGUUCCACCGCUACGGCUGCACCUUCAAGGGUUUGAACCAGGACAUGAGGCAACAUGAGUCGACCUUUGCAGCUGAACACCUGAGAAUGAUGGCCAGCAGAAACUCCACGUUAGAGAACAAGGUGGAGGAUAUUAAAGGUGAGCUGUUGGAGAGGUAUAAGGUGCUUCCUGCUCUCAGCAGUCGACUGUCUGAACUGGAGAACCAGAACGAUGAGCUGAGAGAGAAGAACCGACAGAUGGAGCAGAAACUGGCCACCAUGCAGAAACUAAUGAGCUCGCACUCAGAGAAGCUCCUGGAGGUGGAGCUGGAGCUUCGUUCUCUCCGCGUGCUCAGAGAUGAGGUGGAGAACCUGAGAGGAACGCUGGAGAACGUCCGGACGAGACUGAACGCUCUGGAACAGGGGGGACGCAGCGGGACCGGGUCCACAACAAACACUCUGGCUUCCCUGGAGACUCAGCUAAGUGUCCAUGAGAUCCGAUUGGCCGACAUGGACCUGCGUUUCCAGGUGCUGGAGACAGCAAGCUACAAUGGGACUCUGAUCUGGAAGAUUCGUGACUACAAGAGACGGAAACAGGAAGCGGUAGCUGCAAAGACACUGUCCUUGUACUCGCAGCCAUUUUACACCGGAUACUUCGGGUACAAAAUGUGCGCCCGCGUCUACCUGAACGGAGACGGCAUGGGCAAGGGGACGCAUCUGUCGCUGUUUUUUGUGGUGAUGAGGGGCGAGUACGACGCACUGCUGCCCUGGCCCUUCAAACAGAAGGUGACUCUGAUGCUGAUGGACCAGGGACCGUCCAGGAAACACUUGGGGGACGCCUUUAAGCCUGAUCCAAACAGCAGCAGCUUCAGGCGUCCUGCAGCAGAGAUGAACAUCGCCUCCGGCUGCCCUCUGUUUGUGUCUCAGAGCGUCCUGGAGACCGGCAGCUACAUCAAAGACGACACCAUCUUCAUCAAAGUUACCGUGGAUACCUCUGACCUUCCUGACCCGUGACGUUGCGACCUCUCUGACCUCUGACCUUGCUGGUCUGAGAUCAGCUCACCUGUCCAUGCCCAGUAGAGCAAAGGAUGAUGGGAAGGAUCAGUCACAAUGGAGAU